GCUUUUAAGAACACAGGCUCGACGAGCACAACAACCUCUAUCUCCGGCCUCUGUGGUUGCCCAGAACAUUUGGUUUAGCCCAUUGUUUUGUCCCAAAGUGUUUGACUUCCAACCGGCAAAUGAAGUUUUACGCCACCAUCAUGACCCUUCUCGCUGCGAUCAGCACAACCUUCGCCGCACCCGCAUGGGGGGAUUUCGAGGGUGCUGCUAAGGAUGCCGCUCUGUCCAAGCGCGCCGGGCCAUACGGGAAGGGAGACUGCUACGGUAACGGCCAAGAGGGCAAGCAGGAAGAUGGGAAGCACGCCAUACGAGAUUUGUAUAAGCAGCAUGGUAAUGGACAGAUCCCUUCAGAGAGACACUAUCUCAAUGAAGAGAAGAGUGCAUCAUCUCCCUCCACACUAGGCUAUCUCUCGGCGAUUGCUGGGGCAACAACCAAGACACUCGGAAUGUUGCAGCCCUCAGGUUUCCAGAGAGAAUCCAAGGGACUCACUCUCCGAUGCUUAGCGGCGGUAAGGGUAUCGUCAGGAAGUUCUACGUGUCCGUUGACCCGGAAACGAAGCACUGAAGGCCUUGUAUUCCGAUCGUUCGGGAAUGGGACGGAUGCGGCGACCAGGCGAAUGAACUUUGGCUUGAGGGCUGUGUAGCGCAAAGUGAAGGAUGAGGACCAUGCAGACUUAGA
This is a messenger RNA of Chaetomium strumarium, 679 nucleotides long. RefSeq lists its product as uncharacterized. NCBI's taxonomy places the organism in Eukaryota, Fungi, Ascomycota, Sordariomycetes, Sordariales, Chaetomiaceae. The transcript has 2 exons. Bases 120 to 644 code for a protein of 174 amino acids. The record is from RefSeq and is a predicted model, not a curated record.